Molecule: messenger RNA, 933 nt
Organism: Drosophila serrata
Lineage: Eukaryota; Metazoa; Arthropoda; Insecta; Diptera; Drosophilidae
Product: metallo-beta-lactamase domain-containing protein 1
Source: RefSeq, a predicted model, not a curated record
UCCAUAUCACGAUGGGAGUUAUUGAGAAAUUAAUUUAUUUAAAACAAACGUAAAUAAUGGCUUUCGAAGAUCCUGCGCCUCGAAAUCAGGUGGUCGUUCUUCACACUGGAUACUCCCGCGAGGAGGGCACAGCCAUGAGGGCAAAUUGCACCUGUACUCUGGUCCGCUGUCGGGAUGGCACCAACAUCUUGGUGGACACAAUGACUGCCUGGGAUGGAGAACUCCUGCGCUCUCUUUUGUCGGAUCAGGGACUGGGCGUUGGUGACAUCCAUGUGGUGGUCUGCACGCACGGUCAUUCGGAUCACAUCGGUUGCAACUACCUUUUCCAGGAAGCGCGCAUGCACCUGGUCGGAGCGUGUGCGUCGCAUCGCGAUCUCUACAUGGAUCACUUUGGAAGCGAACAGGAAGACGAGCUGCUGGCACUAGACUCCAAUGGCGAGGUGGUGGUCCAACGGACGCCAGGACACACUCUGAGCUGCGUUUCGGUGGUUGUAAAGAACUCCCAGUUGGCUGGCACGGUGGGCAUCACGGGGGAUCUCUUCGAGCGGCGCGAGGACGUGGAUGACGAGAGCAUUUGGAAAGGCGCAGGGAGCGAGGAUGAGAAGCGUCAACGCGUGGAACGUAGCAAAAUAGCUCAGAUAUGCGAUUUUAUAGUGCCGGGUCACGGUCCACUGUUUCUGUUAACCACAGAAAUGCGGUCAAAGCUGAAGAAAGACGCUCUUGGUACUUAAAAUUGUAAAUUAUUUAUAAAAUGUAUUGUUGAUAAACAAAUUGUAAAUAAUUGGACCAUUGACUGUUGGUAAAGUAUUAUUGUGUUUGCGCAUAUUUCUUUUUGCACCCAGUAUUUUCAUCCAGAUUAAUAUUCUCCUGUACUUCAGGAUGGCCUGACUCAGUGGAACCCAAAAUUUAAAUAAAAAUUAAUUUACAAAUUAA